This is a messenger RNA of Vanessa atalanta (red admiral), 577 nucleotides long. RefSeq lists its product as uncharacterized. Bases 64 to 411 code for a protein of 115 amino acids. Lineage: Eukaryota; Metazoa; Arthropoda; Insecta; Lepidoptera; Nymphalidae. The record is from RefSeq and is a predicted model, not a curated record. The transcript is spliced from 3 exons.
GUAGUAACAGCGAAAUAAUUUGAUUGAAUUUUAAAGUUCAGUAUUGCACAAAACUAAUCUAAAAUGAGUGCGCGAUCAAUGAUUCUAUUAGGGUCACUUCUCCUGGCUCAGAUGUUUAUUAUGAAAUGCGACAGUGACCCGAAGUCAACAGAGUCGCCUGCGAGUCCACAAGAAAGAUCGUCACACCAUCAUCACGAAUCGCCUACUUUUCAAGGAUUUUGGAAGAAGAAAUUUAUUUGGAGACCACGUUGGGUUAAAACGUGGCAAGAGAAAAAAGUUUAUGUUGCCGUUUGGAAAAGAAUGUGGGGACCUGCUGAGGUCAAGGAAUGGGUGCCAGUACCCAAACCACCGCCAGGUUGGGUUAAAAAUGUUCCAGGAUCGCACUUUGUUAAAGUUGGUCUACCUCAUUAAUCUCUAAAUUACAUUUUAAUAGAUCUUACAAUAUAUUAUUGUAAAUAUAAUUUAUUAUAUAUUUAAGCCAUAGCUAAAUAUUAACCAUAAGGUACCGUAUAUCUCUUAGUUUUUUUUAGUGUUACUUUCGUUUUAGAAUUGUUUGUUCUUGAAUGUCUAUUUUAUU